Molecule: messenger RNA, 1092 nt
Organism: Yarrowia lipolytica CLIB122
Lineage: Eukaryota; Fungi; Ascomycota; Dipodascomycetes; Dipodascales
Biological process (GO): GDP-mannose biosynthetic process
Cellular component (GO): cytoplasm
Molecular function (GO): GTP binding; mannose-1-phosphate guanylyltransferase (GTP) activity
Source: RefSeq, a predicted model, not a curated record
AUGAAAGGACUUAUUCUUGUUGGAGGCUACGGCACCCGUCUGCGACCCCUGACUCUCACUCUGCCCAAGCCCCUCGUGGAGUUUGGAAACAAGCCCAUGAUUCUCCACCAGGUGGAGUCUCUGGCCGCCGCCGGCGUCAAGGACAUUGUCCUGGCCGUCAACUACAGACCUGAGGUCAUGAUCGAGACCCUCAAGAAGUACGAGGAGAAGUACGGCGUCAACAUCACCUUCUCCGUCGAGACCGAGCCUCUCGGAACUGCUGGACCCCUCAAGCUGGCCGAGGAGAUUCUGUGCAAGGACGAUACCCCCUUCUUUGUUCUCAAUUCCGACGUUAUCUGCGACUACCCCUUCGCCGAGCUCGCCGAGUUCCACAAGAAGAACAAUGCCGAGGCCACCAUCGUUGCCACAAAGGUCGAGGAGCCCUCCAAGUACGGUGUCAUUGUCCACAAGCAGGGCACCUCCAAGAUUGACCGAUUCGUCGAGAAGCCCGUCGAGUUCGUCGGCAACCGAAUCAACGCCGGCAUUUACAUUCUCAACCCCUCCGUUGUCGAUCUCAUCGAUCUGCGACCCACCUCCAUUGAGAAGGAGACUUUCCCCCAGCUGGCUGCCCGAGAGUCUCUGUACUCCUUUGACUUGGAGGGCUACUGGAUGGAUGUUGGACAGCCCAAGGACUUCCUCUCCGGAACUUGUCUUUACCUGUCUUCUUUGUCCAAGAAGAACCCCGAGGCUCUGGUCCCCACUUCCGAACCCUACGUCACCGGUGGAAACGUUCUGGUCGACCCUACUGCCAAGAUCUCUCCCCAGGCUAAGAUUGGCCCCAACGUUGUGAUUGGACCUGGCGCCGUCAUCGGAGAGGGUGCUCGACUCUCUCGAUGUGUCGUUCUCGCCAACUCUACCAUCAAGCCCCAUGCAUUCGUCAAGAACUCCAUCAUUGGCUGGAACGGACGUGUCGGCCGAUGGGCUCGAAUCGAGAACGUUUCCGUCUUUGGAGACGAUGUGGAGGUCAAGGACGAGGUUUACGUUAACGGUGGCCGAGUUCUGCCCCACAAGACCAUCUCCGGCAACAUUGAGAAGCCCGAGAUUAUCAUGUAG